AUGCCCCCUCGCAAGGCUACCCGUGGACGCUCUGCGUCUGCUGCCACACCCCGGAAGACCCCUGCCAAACGCACCGCUCGUGCUGCGUCCACUGUGCCCCAGACUCAGGUCCCCAUUGCCGAGUCCCAGACGGCAUCUGAUGAUGAGACCGCCGUUCAGGGGACUGAACCAAUCCAUCCUCCGAAGAAUAAGAAGCCUACUACUCAGCGUGCCUCUCGGGCGACCACCAACACCUCCCACCGUGCUUCUGCACAGAAGGUGAUUCCUCCCUCCGACGAUGAAGAGAACCCGCUUCAAGACCAGCCUGAUCUGAUCGAGCUUUCCGACGGCGAUGAGGGCUCUGUCGCAGUCGUUUCUGGCAAGACGACAGCGCUCACGCACCCCACCCAAGAGCAGGAAGCGGUCUUCGACGGUCAAUUCCUCGAAGUUUACGGUGACUUUAUCCAGAUGGAGGCCGCUGGCCCCCGCGACGACUCUGAGGACGAGGAGAUUGUCGAACCUGACGGAUAUGUCGAAAUCAUCACUCGCCCAAUGCCCGCCAAGCCUGGGGCUAAGAUAGAAAGCAGCGACGGCGAAUACAUUUGCCCAGACAAUCAGCGCACCCCAAAGGCCAACUCUCUGCGUGAAAUUCCUCCUACCCCCGAGACUCCAUCACCGCACAAGCCCUCGGCUUCUCGCACUCCGGUCUCUAGGCACAGGCGCACAAAGUCGAUUUUCUCAGGUGUUGAGAUCACCACUCCAAUUAAGACGGUCAAGAAUGUGAAGGUGGUUUCUCCCUCCGAAGAUGAAAGGGACCACGACAAGGAGUACCUACUGUCGUCACCCCAGAUCAACCCGACACCUCGCCACCAGCGAAUUGCAUCCGGCAUGGAGUCGAUGAGCAUGAGCGGUGACAACUCUGAGGAAGAGUUCUUUAUGCCGUCGAAGGGAAAGGCAAGAACAACACUGAAAAGCUGGAGCAGUGAGGAGGAAGAACUCAAGUACUCACUCCCCUCCAAGCGUCGCACACUAAUGGACGACGUCAAGCUCAAGCCCGUUCCCAGCAUCAGGUACUAUAACAAGUGGACCCCGGUGGUGAUGGUCACCGACACGACCUUGAUCGAGGAUAUUGGCGACGCUGCCAAGUUGCCAGACCGGAACGACAUUGUCCUUCAGAUGCGCACUCUUAGCCCCUUCCUCACUGACGGGCUUUUCGAUGAGGCCUUCCCGGACCUUGACCCUAUCGCUUUCCUCAAGCUGCUCUCCAGUCCCGGUGAUGGAAAAACCGUGGUCAACAUCGCUAAGUCACCUGGUUCUCCUAUUCACAACCUCGGCUUCCGGUUUGGACCGAACAAGGGCCAACAGGCGCUCUUCUACACAUUCAACACCGGCGAGAAGGAGGCCAAGGGCAUCCAGCUCAUGCUCAUAGGGUGCCGUUCCCAUGGGUACAACCAGUUCUGGAACAACGCUACGGAAUCUACCCAGAUCAUCACGUCCUUCUGGGCCCAUACCCACCUUGUGUCUCCAAAUGUGUCCCAGCCGUCGACUUCCAGAGGGAACACCAACAAUCUCUCUCCGGCCAUCUCCCAUAUGGGGAUCACUCGCACUCAGAAUGUUCGCAGCACCGCCCAGAUGAUCCGCGCCUUCUACAACAACAGCGACGACUACCCCAUCUUUGACGCCAGCCAGCACUUCAAGGUUGACAACCCCGCCCCCGGCUUCCGCGUCGAGGAGCUGUCCAACCUCCCGAUCUACUCCGGCCCAAAGCCGCACAGCAACGAGCUCCGCCUCUAUGACCUCGCUCUGGUGUACUUCACCGUUAACACCUACAGCCAGUCUGAUGUCGACUUGGCAUCUCUGUGA
Epithele typhae is the source of this 1842-nucleotide messenger RNA. RefSeq lists its product as uncharacterized. Bases 1 to 1842 code for a protein of 613 amino acids. Lineage: Eukaryota; Fungi; Basidiomycota; Agaricomycetes; Polyporales; Epitheliaceae. The record is from RefSeq and is a predicted model, not a curated record. The transcript is spliced from 23 exons.